Quercus lobata is the source of this 1668-nucleotide messenger RNA. RefSeq names its product Aldolase superfamily protein (gene PDE345). Gene Ontology annotation, biological process: glycolytic process. Gene Ontology annotation, molecular function: fructose-bisphosphate aldolase activity. Bases 182 to 1369 code for a protein of 395 amino acids. The transcript is spliced from 6 exons. The record is from RefSeq and is a predicted model, not a curated record. NCBI's taxonomy places the organism in Eukaryota, Viridiplantae, Streptophyta, Magnoliopsida, Fagales, Fagaceae.
GAAACUCCAAGAAAAACAGUGUCUUGUUAUUUUCCUCACUCUUUAAAACCCCACACAUACACACACUCGUUUUCCUAACCCACCACCUACCCACCGAAUAGUCGUUCAAAAAACAACACACCAAACCGCCGAUAUUUUCAUUUUCCCACCGUAUCGGGUUUCGUAAUUCGCUGAAAAAGCCAUGGCCUGCGCGAAGCUCAAUGCGGCGUCGUCUCAGUGGAUCGGACAACAGUCUUUCACUCAGCGUCAAGGAUCGUCUUCGUCUUCGUCUUCGACUCGGUUCGCGACUCGCCGAGUCUCGUUCCCGAUCCGCGCCAAGGCUUACAGCGAAGAACUCGUCCAAACCGCUAAAACAAUUGCAUCACCUGGUCGUGGGAUCCUUGCAAUUGAUGAAUCCAAUGCAACAUGUGGGAAAAGGCUAUCGUCGAUUGGCUUGGAUAAUACCGAGACCAACCGACAGGCGUACAGGCAACUUUUGUUGACCACUCCUGGCCUGGGAGAAUACAUUUCUGGUGCCAUUCUUUUUGAGGAAACACUGUACCAGUCGACCACAGAUGGGAAGAAAUUUGUGGACUGCUUGCGUGAUGCAAAAAUUGUUCCUGGAAUCAAAGUUGACAAGGGCUUGGUUCCCUUACCAGGAUCAAACAAUGAGUCUUGGUGCCAAGGUUUAGAUGGAUUGGCUUCAAGAUCUGCUGAAUACUACAAGCAAGGUGCUCGUUUUGCUAAGUGGAGAACAGUAGUUAGCAUUCCUUGUGGCCCUUCUGCUCUAGCUGUUAAGGAAGCUGCAUGGGGACUUGCACGUUAUGCUGCUAUUUCUCAGGACAAUGGUCUUGUGCCAAUUGUGGAACCUGAGAUUCUUCUUGAUGGGGAGCACCCAAUUGAGAGGACACUUGAAGUGGCAGAAAAGGUCUGGUCAGAGGUCUUCUUUUACUUGGCUGAAAACAAUGUUUUGUUUGAGGGAAUCCUACUUAAGCCCAGCAUGGUGACCCCGGGGGCUGAACACAAGGUGAAGGCUUCUCCAGAGACCAUUGCCAAAUAUACACUCACAAUGCUCAAAAGGAGAGUUCCUCCAGCAGUUCCAGGAAUCAUGUUUUUGUCAGGAGGACAAUCUGAGGCGGAAGCAACCUUGAACCUGAAUGCAAUGAACCAAAGCCCCAACCCAUGGCAUGUUUCCUUCUCAUAUGCUCGUGCACUGCAAAACUCUGUGCUUAAGACAUGGCUAGGACGUCCUGAGAACAUUGAAGCCGCACAGAAAUCACUUUUGGUGCGUGCAAAGGCAAACUCCCUGGCUCAGCUGGGAAAAUAUUCUGCCGAGGGUGAGAACGAGGAAGCCAAGAAAGGAAUGUUUGUCAAGGGCUACACCUACUAAGCCUGAGUCUAAGGCAACUCAUGCCUCUUGGCCGUUGAAUGUGUACUUUCUGUUUUGGUUUUUUCUUAUUUUUAGCUGUGUAUGCUGAUGAGACUGUCACUAUUAGACGAGCAAUUUUAUUUCUUUCUCCCCCUUCUCAUUAAAGACUAGAUAGGCUAAUAAUACCUGUGAGAAAGGGACUGUUUUUUGAAUGGUAACGUAGCAAGUUGUGAUUAGUGAAAGCAAGAAUAUAUGAGUUUGUAUCCUUAUAUAGUCAUGGUCCUUGAAAUUUUAUGUACGUUGAGAUUGUUUCUUCUUGA